Messenger RNA from Pomacea canaliculata, 4128 nucleotides. RefSeq names its product myeloperoxidase-like. The coding region runs from base 56 to 2695 and encodes 879 amino acids. Gene Ontology annotation, biological process: response to oxidative stress. The transcript has 14 exons. The record is from RefSeq and is a predicted model, not a curated record. Gene Ontology annotation, molecular function: heme binding; peroxidase activity. Lineage: Eukaryota; Metazoa; Mollusca; Gastropoda; Architaenioglossa; Ampullariidae.
UCCUCCUAUAAUAAACAACGGGAGGUGCGUGGACAUCCCUCCCUUUACACCAGCCAUGUGGACAACAGGACAGGACUGGAUGAGGUCUUGGCUUUCAUUGAGUGUAACUGCCAUCCUCUUGACAAUCGGAGAUGGACACUACAAUACGCAGUAUAUUGAGAAAAAAGACGACCCUCAUGCCUGGCAUCAUGAUGAGCAACACCCAGUGUACAACAUUUUUCCGACACGCGAAGACAAAGUCUUCAAACAUCCUUUCGCUGCACGGCGCAACAGUUCAAAACUUUCAUCUUCCGUCAGUCCAUCAGUUUCUUCCGAGCACAUGCAAAACUUUGUCAAUGCUUCAUCGCAAUUUCAUCAGGACUUCAUGAACAUGUCCUCUGCAAAGACUGGUGGCAACAAGAACGACGAAGUAAACGGCGGUGAGAUUGGUCAGCAAAAGCUGGAGUCCGACUCAAGUUCAGUGUCACCGAGAAAAUUUACACUACGAACUCUGACCCCAGACCAAGGCAGCUGGCUAAGAAAAAGUCCCGACAAUGUUGAACCUCGCGAGAAAAUUACAGUAAAUCAGGAUGAGUCAGUGACAUAUUACACCAACCCGGCAGAUGGAAAGCAUCUUGUUCUUCGACGAUCACCGAGGUCUACUCAAAGUCGUGCCCUGACUUCAGGUCAAGGACAUUUUACGAACUCUGGAAGUUCUCUCAGGAAUAAUAAGAAGCUGGUUUCCAGCUUCCCAAGCACUCGACAAGACGGUUUACAGCAAUUUCUUCUCAUCGUGUUAAAAAACCCACACCUGGGUGCGCCCAAAACUCUCGGGGUGGUUGCUCAAGGAAAGCGGGAGGUCCCGGAUGUGAGUCAGGUGACUUCAAGAAACGUUCGCCCUGCAGAAGAGGUUAUAGUAAAGGUCAACGACUGCUCGCUGCUGGAAGAAGCUGCCUCAGAUAUUACCGGACAAACACGAUGCUUGGUUGUUCAAAGAAGCAUUCACACGUUUACUCGCAAGGAAUGUGAAGGACGUGAGAAAACGAGGACAGCAGAUGGCACGUGCAACAACCUUCUCCACCCGCUCAAGGGGUCGGCCUUCCAGCCCUUUAAACGCUAUCUCCCACCUGCAUACUCUGAUGGUGUCGGGGCUCCCCGAAAUCAAAGCAAGCGAACGAACGGUCAGAGACAACCCAUGGCGCUGCCAAGUCCUCGUCUUGUUUCCAGAACAGUUCAUUUAGUCAAGGAUGCACCUAGUGACUUCAGUGGUCUACUGAUGCAGUUUGGACAGUUCUUGGCUCACGACCUAACGGGCACGCCCACUGUAGGAGAUGGAGGACUUAGCUGUUGCGGAGAAGCAAGACUUUCCAGUGAGGCAUGUUUUCCCAUCGACAUACCGGCGGGAGACACAUAUUUUACAGACAGCACGUGCAUGAGUUUUCUUCGUUCUCUUCCUGCAACCGACCACAGAAAUACUCCGCUAAGGCCACGUGAGCAGCGUAACGAGGCGACAUCGUUCCUCGAUGGCUCAGUGAUAUACGGCAGCACAGAUGAGCAGUCACAAGCCUUGCGAGAGUUUCGACAAGGUCUCUUAAAAUCGAGCAGUGGGGACAUGCCGAUACUACAGGAUGAUGGAUCCUGCAAUGCUGAGGAUAAACUUUGUCUAAAAUCAGGAGAUAUUCGUGUCAACGAGGUGCCAGGGUUGAGUGCACUGCACGUGCUGUUUCAGAGACAGCACAACCGUCUUGCCAAGGAGCUGGUCGCCCUGUUGCCCUCGGUCCUCUCCUCGUCUCCAGCAGCGGUGGACGAGUGGGUUUUCCAGACGGCACGCAGCAUCCUAGCAGCACAGAUGCAGCACAUCACAUACACUUUGUGGUUGCCGCUGGUGCUGGGACGCUCCACUAUCCAGAGACAGCGGCUGGACGACGUCCUGGUCACGUACGACGACAACAUGGACCCUGCAAUAGCCAACGUCUUCGCCACGGCCGCCUUUCGGUUCGGACAUUCGCUGGUGCCGGACUUCCUGAAAUAUGGAGACGAACAUGUUCCCCUUCACCAAACCUUUGCAAAUCCAAAAUUCGUCCGUAAAGAUCUAGAAAAGGUACUGGAAGGUCUUUUGGCGACACGUGCACAAUCCCUAGACGCCUUCUUCGUGUCCACCCUGCGCAACCGUCUGUUUGAGAGCAUCCCUCGACAGGGGCUGGAUCUGGUGGCACUCAACAUACAACGAGGGCGGGACCACGGGCUGCCACCUUACAAUGUCUGGCGACAAUUCUGUGGACUGCCGCCCCUCACAGGUUUCGAUCCCGUGGCUCUCGGAGAAGCCUCGGCUUCACUUCGCGAGGUCUACAUGAGUGUUGAUGACAUCGAUCUGUUUACUGGUGGUAUUGCCGAGCCGCCGCUAGAGGGCGCGCUUGUCGGACCUACCUUUGCUUGCAUCAUAGGCAGACAGUUCUUUGACCUGAAGUUCGGUGAUCGAUUCUUUUAUCAAACACCUGGAGUAUUCACACCUGAUCAACUACACUUCAUUCAAGGAAGCACGCUAGCGGCAAUGAUGUGCGCCAACACGGCCAUCAAAGCUGUGCAGAGGAAUCCAUUUGUGAAGGAGUCAGAUGAAAAUCCUAGACUGCCCUGCUCCCAACUGCCCACCUCAUUAUCACUAGAUGCUUGGCGACAAGAUGUUAACCGAAUGGUGCAGCGGCUGACGAGGAAUUGACUUUUAGGGGGAAAGUGCAAAGCAAUAAAGUGAAAGACGUAUUAGAAAGACAUUUCCGUCUGUAUAUCACAAAAUAUGUCUGGUUAUUCAGCAGUACUCCACUUGUUGAGCUAUUGUGACUUGAACGAGACUCUUUGCUGUGUUGAAUUACGUACCAUAACCCCUUGUGCCGGGCUCCGUCAAAUACCUUUUUAACGUCAAUAAAUUUAUGAUAGCGGCCCCGUUGCUUUCUGUGAAAAGGUGGCUAUUGCUGUCCUCGAUGACUGAAGUCUUGUGCUAAUCUGUCUUAGUGAGAGUUCUUGAUAGUUGGUAGGCCUUCUCGCUGUCACCUCCUGCCAUUCCAUCCUCUAUGUCCCGGCAGUGACUCUCGAUCCAGUUCAUCCCUUUCUUGAUGGAACAGCUCACUUCUUUGUAUUUGGUAGAUGCUUCGGGUUUGCUUUUUAUAAACUUUUUUCAAUGCCCUCUUUUGGUCACAGAGAUCUAGGAUGUCAUUCGUGAUCCAUGGCUGUUUUUUUAUUUUAUUUAUUUAUUUUUAUUAUUUAUUUAUUUAUUUUUGUCAACUAAAACCUCCUGGUCUGUUGAUAGUAGCACGCCUGUGAUGUAUCCAGAGAAGGUGUUUACAUCAGAUUUUACCAUGUUCAGUUUACGAGUUCACCAAAAUUUUACUCCAUCUGUGGCCUUGAAGACUUCUGCAAAGUUUGGGUCUUGCAACUUCUCAAUAUCAAAGUGAAUUCGUGGGAUGUUUGAGAGUUUCUUCAUAGCCGAGGUCAUAGCCGCUGCUAAUGUCAGCGCCUGGGUUAGUCCUUGUCUUCGUUCAGUUGAUGCUGGAUUUGAAGCGUCUCGGCAGCAGGAUAUAGUCGAUUUGAUUAUGAAUCAGUCCGUCUGGUAAGUGUCACGUGGCCGUUCUUGAUUUCUUGAUUUCUUGCCGGCUUAUGGAGGAAAAGUAGGUACUUAGGUAGGGGAUCCGAUCUGCAAAACAUGAAUACCGUGAUCCUACAAACAUGAGAACGCUGAGACAUGGUCUUGGUUGAUACAAGUGAAAUGGCUUUUAGAUGUUGUUGAUAAUUCCAUUGGUACACAAAGUUCCGUUAGCUAAUAAAAGUAUUGCUGACGUCAUUGUAGAUGCCGUUAGCAUAGAGAGGGAACAUCAUUUCGUUUAAAACGAGGGUUAUCUUCUGGUACAGCUCGUUUCGUUACUUGAAGUUGAUUCUUAAAAUCUGCAAAGAAACCCAUUCGUCAUACAGAACCGUGUCAAACAUGAACAUGCACGAAUAGAUGUUUCAUCUAUAAUUUAUAUCAUUUUAUACUACCAAUAAAUAUGUUUCGCGGUUACUAUUCGUGCAUGUUCAUGUUUGACACCUAAAAGUGAAUGCAAUCGGCCGCGACUUUUAUACCUAUGUAUUUGUGUUCACAACCAUUUUGAUAUAAACUGA